Messenger RNA from Clonostachys rhizophaga, 1014 nucleotides. Lineage: Eukaryota; Fungi; Ascomycota; Sordariomycetes; Hypocreales; Bionectriaceae. The record is from the annotation of a GenBank genome assembly.
AUGCGGUUCCGGACUGAAUUAAAGAACAUUAAGACAUUUUCGAAACUCACGGCAGCGCUUGGUUCUCUCGAGAAAAUUGCCUGGGUGCGCCUUAGCGAUGAUACCGUAAGAUUCACCGUGAUCCCUGAUAUGGGAUCACAAGUCUGGGCCUCGCUUUCCAUGGACUUCCUCUUUGGCAAAUACAUCAUCCAAUCAAACGAGGAGAACAACAACAUUGACCUGGAGCUGCCGCUCCAGCCUCUUCAGCGAGCCCUCAAGUCUGCUCGUGAUGGCAUGUCGGCCACGCUGGGCCUGACCAAGAGCGACGGGAUCCCCGUGCUCCGCAUGACAAUCAAGACCACCACCUCCAACUCUGCAAACGGGCCAUCCUCCACCAAGCCUCCAACGGAUGACCCAUACGCUGAUCCCGACGACGAGGUCUUCCAGAAAGAGCACCUGGAAACCCCUCUCCGUAGGAAGCACGAGAAGAUCAUCACACAGGACAUCCCCGUGCGAGUCCUCCACCCCGAGAUCGUAGAGACCAUCAUGCAGCCCAAAGUCCGCAACCCAGACGUCCACAUCCAACUGCCCCCGCUCCUGCAGCUCAAGGCCAUCUCCGAUCGCUUCACGAAGCUCGCACUGUCAUCAUCAAAUGCCCCCAAGGCGCCCAAACUCGAACUCAGCGCCAACAUGCACGGAGACUUGCGCCUGCGCAUGCAGACUGAGACCAUUGACAUAUCAAGCUCCUGGUCGAACCUGGAGAACCCCGAGCUCGACCCUAAUCAGCUCGACGUCCCCCUCGAGGAACACCCAAGCACCAGGUUUCGGGAAGAAGGGCCGGACCGCUGGGCCACCGUUCGCGUGGAUGGCAAGGACUGGAGUAAAGUGUUGAGCGUUGGCCGAUUAGAGGGUCGUGUCAUUGCUUGUUUUGCAGAUGACCAUGCCCUCAUUUUAUAUGUUUACGUUCCGCACUACGACGAGGUCAUGGCUGACGAGUCUGUCGUCACUUAUUACGUACAAUCAUAUAGUUCCUAA